AUGGCAGCUGCUUUUCGCUUUUUCGGAAAAAAUGGGUACACUGAGGGAACAUCAGGGCAUAUUUCUGUCCGAGACCCAAUACUCCCUGACCAUUUCUGGAUGAAUCCUUUCGCCGUACACUUUAGCCAGCUCAAGGCAUCUGAUAUGGUCCUGGUAGAUGGUGAAGGGUACGUGGUGAAAGGGGGCAAUCAAGCGAUGAUCAACGAGGCCGGGUUCAUGAUUCACUACGAAGUUGUCGUACUGACGUAG
Pestalotiopsis fici W106-1 is the source of this 249-nucleotide messenger RNA. RefSeq lists its product as uncharacterized. Gene Ontology annotation, molecular function: actin filament binding. Gene Ontology annotation, cellular component: cytoskeleton. The transcript is spliced from 2 exons. The record is from RefSeq and is a predicted model, not a curated record. NCBI's taxonomy places the organism in Eukaryota, Fungi, Ascomycota, Sordariomycetes, Amphisphaeriales, Sporocadaceae. Bases 1 to 249 code for a protein of 82 amino acids.